CACGAGCAUAACCUUCUCCUCAUAUCUGGAGUUUUGUCCUGUCGACAACUACUGAGAUAUUGCUAAAUCUGCGGCAAUAUCGCUGUCAAAAUGCUGGUUCUAUUCGAGACCUCGCUGGGGUUCUGUCUCUUCAAGCUAAAUAACGAUGCGAAGCUCGACCAGCCAGACCUGUGGAAAGAGUUCGAGACUCCAGAGAAAGCGAAUGCAUUCCUAAGAUUCAAAGCCUUGCAUCGGUUCGAUUCCACAGCUACCGCCGUGGAGCACCUCUCCGCGGCCCAAGAGUCCAAGCUCUCCAAAGGACUCAAGAAGUUCCUCACGGAAGAAGUAGUCAACAAGGCCAAGGGGAAGGAAACGCUUGUCGUAGCGGACUCGAAGCUCGCAGGCACAAUAUCGAAGAAGCUAGGUAUCCAGGUGCAAUCGGGCGACAGCUCGCUCGACCUCGACCGCGGAAUUCGCGAACAGCUUGUAUCCCUUCUCGACGGACUUACCCAAGACGAUUUGCAGUCAUUUUCACUUGGUGUUGGACAUAGCAUGUCUCGUUAUAAGCUCAAGUUCUCGCCGGAUAAGGUGGAUACGAUGGUCGUGCAGGCUAUCGCAUUACUUGAUGAAUUAGACAAGGAGAUCAACCACUAUUCCAUGCGGGUCAAGGAAUGGUAUGGAUGGCACUUUCCAGAAAUGGCCAAGAUCAUCACCGACAACCUUGCAUACGCUAAGGUCGUCCGCACGGUGGGCAUGCGCACAAAUGCCGCCACCACAUCUCUUGCCGAGAUCCUGCCCGAGGACCUCGAAGCCACCGUCCGCGUUGCCGCUGACAUAUCCAUGGGUACCGAGAUCUCGGAGAGUGACAUUGCGCAUAUCCACCUACUGUGCGACCAGGUGAUCAGCAUGACCGAAUACCGUGCACAACUGUCUGAGUACUUGCGCAAUCGCAUGAACGCUAUUGCGCCAAAUCUGACUGCGCUUGUUGGAGAGCUCGUGGGGGCGAGGCUCAUCAGCCAUGCCGGAAGCUUGCUGAGCUUGGCGAAGCAGCCAGCAAGUACGGUGCAGAUUUUGGGUGCGGAGAAGGCCCUCUUCCGGGCGCUGAAGACGAAACACGAUACACCGAAGUACGGGUUAAUCUACCAUGCCUCCCUCAUCGGCCAGGCACCCCAAAAACUUAAAGGCAAAAUGGCACGUAUGGUUGCGACCAAGACUGCCCUUUCCGUCCGUGUCGAUGCGCUCACCGAAGUCGAAGCGAAGGGCGAGCCGAUGGCCGCGUCGAUCGGCAUUACCAACCGGGCAAAGCUUGAGUCUCGCCUCCGGGCGUUGGAGUACAAGUCAGGCCUCACCUCUGCUCGUGCGGCAGUCGAUCCGCAGUCGAGUGCACGCAAGCAGGCACCAUUUACGAUGUCCGGCAAUGGGGCAACUUACAACACUGCCGCUGACUCGGUCGUCUUGCCCACUCAGCGGGACCCGCAGGCGAAGGCACAGCAAGCAGCGAACGAGGUUGCGAGUGAACUGGCUGAGGAAGUCGAGUUGAAGAAGAAAGAGAAAAAGGAAAAGAAAGAGAAGAAGCGUAAGAUGAGUGAGGCGUUCGAUGCCGCUGCGGAGACGAAUAUUCCAGCUGAGGCGAAUGGGGACGUGGGUAUGGCGGACCACGUAGGGGAGACAGAAGAGGAAUGUAAAGAGCGCAAGCGGCUGAGGAAGGAGAAGCGGAAGAGCGAAAAGCUGGGUGGUGCGGAGGAGUCACCUGCAAAGGCGGCACCACCCGCCCCACCAACUACCCCUGCGCUCAACGGGGAAGGCGAGAAGAAGAAGAAGCGGAGGGCCAGUGAGGCGGCCGGCCUGACGGGCGCUGACGAGGGUGGAGAGAGGAAGAAGAAGAAGAAACGCAUGACCGAGGCUGCUUAAGUAUGGUCGUUUGUUGUAGUUGAUCUUGCGACUCUGCUUCAGUUUCUGUUCAUCUUGUGUUGAAUAUCAUUGU
Molecule: messenger RNA, 1963 nt
Organism: Dacryopinax primogenitus
Lineage: Eukaryota; Fungi; Basidiomycota; Dacrymycetes; Dacrymycetales; Dacrymycetaceae
Product: Nop domain-containing protein
Exons: 4
Coding region: 91-1890 (599 amino acids)
Cellular component (GO): box C/D methylation guide snoRNP complex; small-subunit processome
Molecular function (GO): snoRNA binding
Source: RefSeq, a predicted model, not a curated record